Molecule: messenger RNA, 4353 nt
Organism: Thelazia callipaeda (thelaziosis nematode)
Lineage: Eukaryota; Metazoa; Nematoda; Chromadorea; Rhabditida; Thelaziidae
Source: the annotation of a GenBank genome assembly
UAGUAGUGCUAUAGCUGUAUUUGCUGUCAUGGAGUUAUUACGAGAAUAUUGCAAUCAAAAUUUACAUGGAAUAGUUAAUGAUGACUUUGACUGUUUUCGAGUAACAAUUUUUCCAAAUUUACCAUCAGUAUUUUUCUGGUUGUUACUGCCAGUUUUUAUUGCUCAAAUUUACCGUACACAAGUAAAUGGUGGGGUUCGUUCGGAAACAUUGCCAUGGACAGCAUUAUUAAUCACAAAAAUUAUCAUAGCGAUUUAUUUGAUAUUGAAUUCUAUGGCAAGAUUUAUAAUAAGCAUAGUUUUCAUACAAAAUAAUAUUCAUAUUCUUUCUACUGAUUUUAUAAAUUCAAUAAUUACAAUGCUUACAAUACUGGCAAAGAUUAGCACUUACCAGUUCAGCAGUAUUGGUUGUAUGCUGAUAGCGCGUAAAAAUGGAUUAGUUACUUCAGGAAUACUACACAUUACCUGGAUAAUGUUUGCAAUAUGCGAUUUUCCAGAAUUUUUUUUCAGUUGGCAAAGAAGUAGCACUGAACAGUUCACACAUGGCAUGAGUAAAACGAAUGCAGUACUUUAUCAGUUGUGGUAUCCAUUUGUUAUCAUUCAAGUCUUUCUUCUUUGCUUUGCUGAUCGUCGACGACUUAAUGCAACAGAAGCCAGCAAGAAAUCAAAUAUAUCACCUGAAUUAGAUAGCUCAUUUUUGAAUCGCUUAUCAUUGUGGUGGUUUACGUCAAUCCCCUUGCUAGGUGCGCGAAAAACGCUAGUCGAUGCUGAUUUGUAUCAACUUAAUGAAGGAAAUACUUCAUUGUAUCUGUACACUAAAUGGGAAAGACUAUGGAAUCCUGUACUUGAAGGCAAAUUUUUAAUCAAAUCAAAAUAUUUUGUAAAAAAUAAAGCACCACCAAAGCCACCAUCAGUUAUUUGGCGAUUAUUUGUGAUGUUUCGUUUUGACAUAUUAUCAGCUGCAGCCAUAAAAAUCUGCUCUGAUAUCAUUCAAUUUUCUAGCCCUUUCCUUUUAAACUUAUUACUCAAUUAUAUCCAAAGUGGUAAUAAGCUUGUUAUGGAAGGUAUAGCAUUUGCACUGGUCAUGUUUGCUUGUGCGCAAAUUCGUUCUCUUCUACUAAAUUAUUACUUUUUUUUAAUGAUGCGAGUGAGUAGCAAAAUUCAAUCAACAUUAAUUUCGGUUAUUUAUCAUAAGACACUGCGAUUAUCCAAUUCAGUUCGUCAAACUAAAACAGUUGGUGAAAUUGUAAAUUUGAUGUCCGUGGAUGCAGAACGCUUUCAGUUAAUUACACCUCACAUUCAACAAAUCUGGUCGUGUCCAUUUCAGAUUACUCUUGCACUCAUAUAUCUUUUUUUCACAAUUGGAGCUUCAGCAAUUUGUGGAUUGGUUAUAAUGCUUCUUUUCCUUCCAUUAAAUAUUAUCACAUCAAUAAUUAUCAGAAAAUUUCAGGCAGAACAAAUGCGUUUAAAAGAUGAACGUGUAAAGAUGUGCAAUGAAGUAUUAAAUGGUAUAAAAGUUGUCAAAUUAUAUGCUUGGGAGCCACCUAUGGAAAACGUUAUACAGCAAAUCCGACGUAAAGAACUAAAAUUAGUACGAAAAACAAAUAUGAUAAGAGCUAUUGCUGACAGCUUCAAUGCUUCCUCACCAUUUUUGGUUGCAUUUUUAACAUUUGCAACGUAUACACUGACAAGUCCCGCAAAUAUUUUAACACCUCAAACUGCAUUUGUUUCACUAACUUUAUUCAUUCAACUACGCUCUCCUAUGAAAGUGAUUGCAUUUUUGAUGCAUUUAAUCGCCCAGGCUUUGGUAGCAAAUAAGCGAAUCAAGGAUUUUUUGGUAGCUGAAGAAAUUAAUCCUUUGGCUAUUGACCGCAAAUGUAGUAACUUUGAUACAACGAAUGCUAUUGAAAUUAGAGAAGCGCUUGUAACUUGGAGCACUUCUAACUUGGCCUCUGGUGCGCCUACAUUUCAAGUACAGCGAUUCACUGUACCAAAAAGUUUCUUAGUAGCUGUUGUUGGCAAAGUUGGUAGUGGCAAGACUACUUUGCUUAAUACUAUUUUAGGAGAAAUGGAGAAAUUGAAAGGGUACAUUGGUGUUGCUGGUCAAGUGGCAAAUGUGAGCCAACAGCCAUGGAUUCAGAAUCUGAGUCUUAAAGAUAAUGUCAUGUUCGGGAAGGAAUUGCAGCAACAGUAUUACAACACUGUUCUAGAAGCCUGCGCUUUAAUGGAAGAUCUGCGAACUUUACCGAAUGGUGAUGCUACUGAGAUUGGAGAAAAAGGUAUCAAUCUCUCAGGAGGUCAGAAGGCAAGAGUAGCUAUUGCACGAGCCGUUUAUCAAAAUUGUGAUAUCUAUCUCUUCGAUGAUCCUCUGUCCGCUGUCGACAGUCAUGUUGGCAAACACAUUUUUGAAAAAGUAAUUGGAGCAAAUGGACUGUUACAAAAUAAGACGAGAAUUUUGGUAACAAAUAAUUUGGCAUAUUUGCAUGUGGUUGAUGCUGUUGCUUACAUGCAAAAUAAUGAACUGGCUGCAUAUGGUUCAUACAAACAAUUACUAGAAGAAUCCGAAACUUUCGCAAAAUUCAUUAAUGAAUGUCAUACUGAAAGUGUGGAACAACAGGAAUCGAGUAAAGAAAGUGAGGAAGCAGAAGAAGACUUGACGAUAUCACUUAAUGUGCUUCAUACUUGCAGAAAAGAAACCUCCGUGUUAAAAUCAAAUGAAAGCUCGUCACUUGCUUCUCGUCAUUUCUUGCAAAUUAGUGUGCUUCCUCAGCUUUCAACAAAUGAUAACGAUAAGAGCACAAAACAACCUAUGAAACUGAUUGAGUCUGAAAAAGUUGAAGUUGGUAAGGUAAAAUUAAAUGUCUAUUUGCAAUAUCUGAAGUCCGCUACAAUUAUGACAUCGUUUCUUUCCCUUUUUUUUGUAACAUCUUUUGGAAUUUUACAAAUGUGCCGAGGAUUUUGGCUUUCCGAAUGGUUAAUGCUAAUAGAUAUCGAUGUAAUCGAUUUGCUACUACCGAUGAACUUCCGUUAUUUUGUAUUUUGCGUGGAAAAUGUUACAAUAACAUUAAUUAUUAUCAUAAUAUCAACGCCAGUUUUUGCUGUGGUCAUUGUUCCUCUUGCAUUAUUAUAUUACGCAUCUCUGCAUUUCUAUGUUCCAACUUCGAGACAGCUAAGACGAUUAGAAAGUGUUAAUCAUUCACCAAUUUAUCAGCAUUUUAGUGGAACAAUUCAAGGAUUAAUAUGUAUAAGAGCAUUUGAAAAGGUUUCUAUUUUUUGUAAAUCAAUGCAAGCUCAUGUUGAUCACUAUAUUCGCUGCAAAUAUUCAAGUAUACUCUCGAAUCGCUGGUUGGCAAUACGACUUGAAUUUAUUGGCAAUUGUAUAGUACUUUUUGCGGCAUUAUUUGCGGUAUUGUCAGAAAGUUGGGGUGCAGCGGUGAGUGCGGGCAUUAUUGGUCUCAGUAUCAGUUGUGCUCUCAAUAUUACGGAGGCAUUAAAUUUUGCUGUUCGUCAAAUCAGUGAACUUGAAACAAAUAUUGUAGCAGUCGAACGAGUGAAGGAAUAUAGUGAAACACCUACAGAAGCAGAUUGGAGUAUUCGGGAAUGCAAGCCAAAGAAAGACUGGCCCUCAAAAGGAAGGAUUAUUUUUGACAAUUAUUCAACUCGCUAUCGCCCUGGUCUUGACCUGGUCAUUCAUCAAAUAAGUGUUAUCAUUUUACCAGCUGAAAAAAUCGGCAUUAUUGGACGUACAGGUGCAGGUAAGAGCUCAUUCGCUAUGGCAUUGUUUCGAAUGAUUGAACCAGUCGAAGGUAAAAUAUCUAUUGAUGGAAUCGAUAUUUCAAAAAUUGGCUUACAUGAUCUUCGUUUCAAUCUCACUAUUAUUCCACAAGAACCUGUUUUAUUUUCCGGAUCACUUCGAUUUAACUUGGAUCCAUUCCAAAAUUAUUCAGAUCAAGAAAUAUGGGCUGUACUUGAUUUGGCUCAUUUAAAAUCAUUUGUUUCAAAUCUUCCUGAAGGUUUACAGUAUCAGAUUAAUGAGGAAGGAAAAAAUAUCAGUGUUGGACAGAAACAACUUAUUUGUUUAGCUCGAGCUUUGCUUCGGAGAAUUCUGGACGAAGCAACAGCUGCUAUCGACUCAGGAACUGAUGCAGUGAUUCAGGAGACAAUACGGCGAGAGUUUCAGUACUCGACUGUACUAACUAUUGCACAUCGUUUAAAUACUAUUAUGGAUUAUGACAGAAUAAUCGUUCUUGACAAUGGUUGCAUCCGAGAGUGUGAUUCACCUCAAAAAUUACUUGCUGAUCGUUCAUCAAUUUUCUUUUCAAUGGUUUGCGAUGCUCAGACUAUUUUUCAAUGACA